UUUAUUGUGUGCUGCAAGUUUCGAGUCCUUAGUUGUUAGAAAUGCAUUUAACAGUGUUCGUGUAUCGGUGUUUGUGAUUUGAAUUAAAAAGUUGGAUGGUUGGUUUGCUAUGUUAUAUGUUAUGCAUAUAAAGUCAGUAAGGGUAAAUUCACGGCACAAUGUUGAGUGUGGACUCGUUGCAAGUUGCCGAAGAGGAGGUGGUGGAGUCCAGCUCAAACAGACUGGGGGAGAUUUACACUUUCGUCGCCGAUGGAUGUUUUCCCCAAACCAUGAAUCCCAUUCGCAAGAAAAAUCUUAAACGAUAUGCUCAAAAAUUUAUAAUUGAUGAUGGCCGAUUGUUUUACGUUGGACCAAAGAAAGAAGAAAAGCGAGAAGUUGUGAUUGAAGCAGACCGGAAGAGACAGAUAUUCUUGGAGUGUCACUUUAAUGAUAUGGGGCAUCACUUGGGACAGAAGAAGACUGUUCACAGGAUUCAGAGUAAAUACUACUGGCUUGGCAUUGUCAAGGAUGUUGUGGAUUGGAUUAAAGUGUGUGAAACAUGUCAGCACACAGAGCGAAAUAAAAACCUGGCAAGAACAAUACGACCCAUCAAGGUGGAGGGUCCGUGGGAGAUUCUGGCUAUUGAAAUAAUCGGUCCUUUUCCAGGAACUGUACAUCGAGGAAACACACACAUUGUUAUCAUUACAGAUUACUAUAGUAAAUGGGUAGAGGCCUUUCCUAUACAAAAGAAAGAUGGUCUUUGUGUUGCAAGAUGCAUUUCAUCAUCUUUUUACAGAUUUGGCCCGGCAAGGACAAUAUUUUGCUCUCAAAGUAUUGAGUUGUGUGAAGAGGUUACUAAGCACUUGUGUGACCGGUGGAACAUAGCAUCCAGGGUGUUGUCAGUAGACCAGCCGCAGCGGAGCGCACUGUUUGAUCGCAGCAGUCAUCUACUCAGAGAUGCCAUAAAACAGAUGGUGGUGGAAAAACAGGUGGAAUGGGAUGAUUUUCUAGAUCCAGUUUUAGCGAUCUUCAGAACUUCAGUCAACCCUACGACAAAAUUCACACCUCAUUUUUUAAUGUUUAACAGAAAAGCCAGCGUGUCUCAUGAGUUAAAGUUUGAUCCUCUUAGUUACAAUCAAGAUCAGGAUGGAUAUACCCUUAAUGAAAAAGACACCAACUCCAUUCUGUCCUCUAUUCAAGAACAACAGAAUAAUGUCAGACAGAUGGUAAUUACAAAUAUGAAUGUUGCCUACAGACAGGAGAAGAAGAAUGCAAAACACAAAGCUAGAAACAUGCCUUCUAUAACUCUAACUGUGACGGACCCAAUGUUCAGCACAGAGGGUUCAUCCUCACCAAAAAAAAUUACAGAAAGCCUGUACUUGUCUCUUCCAGUAGAGACCGUCCUUACCACAGUCCAGAAUGUAGCUGAAGACAAGAAGAAUAUCUUAGAAUAUUCUCUAACAGAUGUGCACUGAUUGGGUGAGAAUUGGAAAGCACAGGGUUCAUCAUGUACAGACUCCAGGACUAUGUCUGCUGUGAGGUGAUCCAUAUGACAAGUGGGCAAACAUCUGGCAUGGUUUUAGCUAUUGGUCACUUUAUGUACACACAACUGGGCCUGAACUAAAAUCAGUUCCUAGUGAAACUGGGACUUGGAAAUAGGUGUUCAAACACAUAAUGUAGCAAUAUACAAAUGUUUUUUUUUUUUCAACUCAAAGGCUUUCAGUAACACUUAUUUUUCAAAGUGAAAGCAUUAUGUUAGAGUUGUAGCUAAAAUUAAAAACACAUUUUCUUGUACGUCAUAAAUCAGAUAUUCUGAGUAUUACAUCUGAAUUGACUUACAGUAUUGUUUUAAAGGAUGUCGAUAUGAAAAGUUUAUUAAUAAUGCCUGUGAACGUUUUAUGCUCAUGACAACUUAUGAUUAUUUUUAUGUCCAACCGUUUGGUAUUAUUUAUUCUCUAACACUACCCUUAUGAAAAUUAACCUUGGUUUUACUACAGUAAAAAAAAACAUGGUUACCACAAAAUAACCAUGGUUUUGACAACCAUGGUUUUCAAAAACCAUAGUUUACACCGUGGUAACUGUAGUGAAACACAAAACCAUGGUUCAUUUUUGUAAGGGUAUGAAUUAAAUAUUUAGAUUUGAGCAGUCUUUCACAAAGUCAAGUGUAUGUUGAUGUCAACCUGAGUUUUAAAUGUAUAUUAUGUGAUAUUAAAUGAAUGUGCGCGUUAUUCUU
Messenger RNA from Paramisgurnus dabryanus, 2212 nucleotides. RefSeq names its product gypsy retrotransposon integrase-like protein 1. Gene Ontology annotation, molecular function: nucleic acid binding. Gene Ontology annotation, biological process: DNA integration. Lineage: Eukaryota; Metazoa; Chordata; Actinopteri; Cypriniformes; Cobitidae. The record is from RefSeq and is a predicted model, not a curated record.